CCUGAAAUUUGUCUCGCAGCUGAAAUUCAAGCAGCUCACAGAGGCAGAGACGGAAGGAAGGAGGAAGAAGAACCCUGAGGAGGAAAAUUAGGGUUUAAUCAACUCAAAUGGUCACUCUUCAACUAUGGCCAAUUCCUCGAAUCCCUUCCAUCCUCAUCCCAAAAAAAUCCAACUGCUCCAAUUUCACUUCUUCUUCGUGUUCCCUACAUUUCAGUUCUGACCGUUCCAAGUCUCUCUCCGGGAUUCUCGAUUUACGGUAUGCUAGACAUACAAGGGCUAAUUUUCGGGUCCCUCGUUGUAAUGGUUUUAACAAGGAGACUGCUAAGACCACGGCGCUGGAUGCCAAGGAUACAGGCGGGGGAGGCGGCGGCGACGGUGGAGGGGACGGGGAUGGGGGUGGAGAUGAUGAGGACACAAAAACGAGCAGUGGAAUUUUGCCGGAAUGGCUGAAUUUCAAUGCGGACGAUGCAAAAACGAUCCUGGCGGCAUUGGCCGUGUCGCUUGCCUUUCGGUCGUUUGUGGCGGAGCCUAGAUAUAUUCCAUCGUUGUCUAUGUAUCCCACGUUUGAUGUGGGAGAUAGACUUGUGGCUGAAAAGGUCUCGUAUUAUUUUCGAAAGCCCUGUCCCAAUGAUAUCGUAAUUUUUAAAAGCCCACCAGUGCUUCAAGAAGUUGGCUACACAGAUGAUGUUUUUAUUAAGCGGAUAGUUGCAAAAGAAGGUGAUGUAGUAGAGGUUCAUAAUGGGAAAUUGAUUGUAAAUGGCAUAGCUAGAAAUGAAGACUAUAUCCUUGAAGCCCCCAAGUAUGAAAUGGAUAAAACUGUUGUACCAAAAAACUAUGUUUUUGUCAUGGGCGACAAUCGAAACAACAGUUACGACUCGCAUGUCUGGGGUCCUCUUCCUGCAGAGAACAUAAUCGGCCGAUCUGUAUUUCGAUACUGGCCUCCCAAUAGAGUUGGUGGCACUGUUGCUUCUGAAGACGGCUGUACAAAUACAAUCGACAACAAGGAAAGUGCAGUGGCUGCUGCACAGUAACCCAUCCGGUUCGAUUUUGACAGAAAAUUCAGUACAUGUUUUUUAUCCACCUAAUUAUCGAAGAGGCUGUGUACGCACAAGUACGUAAUUAGGCCUCUUUAAAGCCCCAACUGACCUACCUGCACUUCUGCUUAGAAAUAUAAUUUGGAGUGAGUUUGUUUCAAUGAUUUUGUUACAUUCAUUACAGUAUUGAUUUUGGGAACUGUAUAUUUUCUGGUAAUUGCUUGAA
Andrographis paniculata is the source of this 1260-nucleotide messenger RNA. RefSeq names its product chloroplast processing peptidase. NCBI's taxonomy places the organism in Eukaryota, Viridiplantae, Streptophyta, Magnoliopsida, Lamiales, Acanthaceae. The record is from RefSeq and is a predicted model, not a curated record. The coding region runs from base 108 to 1031 and encodes 307 amino acids. Gene Ontology annotation, molecular function: serine-type endopeptidase activity. The transcript is spliced from 5 exons. Gene Ontology annotation, cellular component: chloroplast thylakoid membrane. Gene Ontology annotation, biological process: thylakoid membrane organization.